CCUAACACUUGACUUCAUCUCAGAGAUCUUGGCAUGCAAUUUCCCACCUUCUUUCCAGAUUCCUUCAGUAUGUCUUCCAAGUCCUCUCACCUAGAGUAAUGGUGGCUGAAAUCCUCUAUCAUCAAGGAUUUGGAGCUCGCCCUCAUGCGCACUCUCUCGGGGGAUCCAUUUAGGGUUCACCAUCCCGACUCAGUGGACGGGGUGAACCUCGCCUACAAUCUGGAACCGCAACGUUUUUUGGUGAUGCACUACAAUUUGAUUCUUGCUUCUUCCUUUGCACCCCUUCAUUCGGGAGAUCUGCACGACCUAGAAAGUUCCCCCCACCCCCCGAGUAAUUUACUGCAAAUGCCCAUAAAUACCUUGCCUCUUACAUCCUUCGCUGCCAUGACAUGCAAAGAACUCCAUCUAUUGAAUAAUUCAUGACCAUGUUUAGACUUGGUGGCUCCUUCCCCUACUUCAGCGUGUUCCCUAAUCAGGAGUGCCCUAUCUUCAAGAAGGUGGAGAUGAAGAUCGAGAAGUUGUGCAGGAGAUACUUUGUCAUAGAUUUUCUGAACGAUAGCCCUAUAGACCUUCCCUUCAUAUUUCUGAACUCUAACCCAUCUCAGACCCCCUUCUCCAAGGGUUCCCGGGCCAAGAAAGCUCUUAAGGAGAUAAAGGGUGAUGCCCUCAUUGACCAUGAAGACCUGCACACGGAACACUUGUUCCGUCUAGCCGGCUUCCACUUCCUCGGGAACAAUCCCGCUGUUUCCCGCACCAAAGGGAAGCAAGAAUCCCACUCAGCCGCAAGGACAAAAGGUUCUCAGAAGUCCCCUGCCAAAGAGGUGCAUGCGGAGUAGGCCCCCUCAGGCCCUGCUAGCACUCGGGG
This is a messenger RNA of Cuscuta campestris, 865 nucleotides long. Lineage: Eukaryota; Viridiplantae; Streptophyta; Magnoliopsida; Solanales; Convolvulaceae. The record is from the annotation of a GenBank genome assembly.